Molecule: messenger RNA, 591 nt
Organism: Penicillium bovifimosum
Lineage: Eukaryota; Fungi; Ascomycota; Eurotiomycetes; Eurotiales; Aspergillaceae
Product: mediator of RNA polymerase II transcription subunit 11
Exons: 1
Coding region: 1-591 (196 amino acids)
Biological process (GO): regulation of transcription by RNA polymerase II
Cellular component (GO): mediator complex
Molecular function (GO): transcription coregulator activity
Source: RefSeq, a predicted model, not a curated record
AUGGGCGAUGAUACAUCCCCGAAGGAGCCGCAGAGCUUCAGCCCUGCCGAUCGCAUCGAGCAGCUGAACGCAGUGGAUAAGGUAUUACAACGAGCGCCAUUGAUGCACGGAGACUCGCUGACUCUUAUUGCCCAGGACUUGAACAAACUGGUAUGGUCCGCUGCCAGUGCAAUUGAGGUUUUAACCUCUGCAAAACUGGCCUCUUCAUCCCCCGCGAUCGACGGCUCGGUCGGCUCGCGCAAAGCCCUGUUCUCACAAGCCUGCAUGGUCUACUUUAAACUCCUCUCCUCGGUGGAUGUUCAGCUACGCCGCCAGGUACACGCCCUUGAAGAAUAUUUCUAUACACACGAGCUCGGCCCACCCGCAGUCGACCCAAUGGCUGGAGCCAAAAUCGAGGGAGGCGCGGAUAAUAAGUUCUCCACUUCGGGCUCGCUGGAUAUCGGCCAGCUCAAAGUACGGAAGGAUGCAGCCUGGAAGGAGUUGGAAGCUGAACGGUGGGCUGCUACUGAGGGUUUCGUUGUGGAGGAGAUUCUGCAGACGACCCAGGACGAAAAGCCUGCGAAUGAACCGCAGGAUAUGCAGGUGGAUUGA